Molecule: messenger RNA, 879 nt
Organism: Cadophora gregata
Lineage: Eukaryota; Fungi; Ascomycota; Leotiomycetes; Helotiales; Ploettnerulaceae
Exons: 2
Coding region: 1-879 (292 amino acids)
Biological process (GO): carbohydrate metabolic process
Molecular function (GO): aldehyde-lyase activity; zinc ion binding
Source: RefSeq, a predicted model, not a curated record
AUGGCAGCAAACCCUGACUGGCGGUUGACCAACAAAACUGUCCAAAUCCUCGCAGCUGCAGAAGAAGGAAGAUAUGGCGUCCUGGCCACAGUCGCCUACAACAUCGAGCACAUCAUCGGGAUGGUGCGAGCAGCCGAACUUGCUCACUCCCCUCUCAUAAUACAAUUCUUCCCGUGGGCAAUUACAUUCUCAUCCGGACUUCUCAUCCGCGCUGCAGCUGAUUGUGCAAAACGCUCAACAGUACCUAUUGCAAUCCAUCUCGACCAUGCGCAAAACGAGGAAAUGAUCAGAAUGGCGGCUGAGACGCUGCCGUUUGAUAGCAUUAUGUUGGAUAUGAGCCAUUUUGAGAAAGAGGAAAACUGGAGGAAAACGAAGGAGUUGGUGAGAUUCUGUCAUGAGAGGGGGAUUGCUACAGAAGCUGAGCCAGGGAGAAUCGAGGGUGGGGAGGAUGGAGUGAUGGAUACGGAGGGACUUGAAGGUAGUAUGACGACGAUGGAUGAGGUUAGAGAUUUCAUGGCCACAGGAGUAGAGAUUCUUGCGCCCGCAAUUGGUAAUAUGCAUGGUGAGAAUCCUUACGGAGAUAGAAAUCCGGACUUGGAUUUUGAGCGAUUGACACAAGUCCGAGCCCAGCUUGGAGGCAAGGUCCGCAUUGCGCUGCAUGGGACCAAUGGCUUCAAGCCGGAGCUGAUGAAGAAAUGUAUUGCUGAGGGUGUCUCGAAAGUAAAUGUGAACAGACUUGUGCUUGAUGACUAUUCGUAUCACUUGAGAGCCCAGGCAGGAAAGGUCCCUCUCACGAAACUGAUGGAGCAGGGUGUUGAAAUGGUGGUUAAACAGUCGGUGGAAUGGAUGGAAAUCUGCGGUUCUGCAGGCAAGGCAUGA